Messenger RNA from Drosophila hydei, 2206 nucleotides. It is a transcript of the gene ras, whose product is annotated as inosine-5'-monophosphate dehydrogenase. Gene Ontology annotation, cellular component: cytoplasm. The record is from RefSeq and is a predicted model, not a curated record. The transcript is spliced from 5 exons. Gene Ontology annotation, molecular function: IMP dehydrogenase activity. Gene Ontology annotation, biological process: GTP biosynthetic process. Bases 48 to 1706 code for a protein of 552 amino acids. Lineage: Eukaryota; Metazoa; Arthropoda; Insecta; Diptera; Drosophilidae.
GUUUCUCCUUGUUGUUGUGCUGACAUCUGACUAAGGUAAGCGCUCGCAUGGCAAAGAGCACUGUAGCCGCCGACGUCGACGUCGGCGCCAAUCUAAAGCCAAAAGUUAAUGGCUUAAUAGGCAACGGCGACACGGCUGUAUUCUCAGAUACAGCAACAACAACAACAACAACUACUACGGAGCAGCAAAUGGAACUACUGCAGGACGGACUGAGCUGCAGUGAACUAUUUCAAAAUGGCGAGGGCCUCACCUACAACGACUUUCUCAUAUUACCGGGCUACAUAGACUUCGCCGCUGAGGCAGUCGAUCUCAGCUCUCCGCUAACCAAGGGCAUCACGCUCUGCGCCCCGUUAGUCAGCUCGCCCAUGGACACGGUAACCGAAUCUGACAUGGCCAUAGCCAUGGCGCUGUGUGGUGGCAUUGGAAUCAUCCAUCACAACUGCACGCCGGAGUACCAAGCGUUGGAGGUGCACAAGGUUAAGAAAUACAAACAUGGCUUUAUGCGCGAUCCGUCGGUGAUGUCGCCGACCAAUACCGUUGGCGAUGUGCUCGAGGCCCGUCGCAAGAACGGCUUCACCGGCUAUCCCGUCACCGAGAAUGGCAAGCUUGGCGGCAAGCUGCUGGGCAUGGUCACAUCCCGGGACAUCGACUUCCGUGAACAGCAGCCGGACGUUCUGCUGGCGGACAUUAUGACCACGCAGCUGAUAACCGCACCCAAUGGCAUCACUCUGCCGAUGGCGAACGCCAUUCUGGAGAAGAGCAAAAAGGGCAAGCUGCCCAUUGUGAAUCAGGCUGGCGAGCUGGUCGCCAUGAUCGCGCGCACCGAUCUGAAGAAGGCGCGUUCGUAUCCGAACGCCUCCAAGGAUUCCAAUAAGCAGCUACUGGUCGGCGCCGCCAUUGGCACGCGGCCCGAGGACAAGGCCCGACUACAUUUGCUCGUGGCGAAUGGCGUCGAUGUCAUCAUACUGGACUCAUCCCAGGGCAAUUCCAUUUAUCAAGUCGAGAUGAUCAAGUUCAUCAAGGAGACCUAUCCCGAUCUUCAGGUCAUUGGCGGCAACGUGGUAACACGUGCCCAGGCCAAGAAUCUGAUUGAUGCUGGAGUGGAUGGACUGCGCGUGGGCAUGGGCUCCGGCUCGAUAUGCAUCACGCAGGAGGUCAUGGCCUGUGGCUGCCCGCAGGCGACGGCCGUUCAUCAGGUGUCGACGUUUGCCAAGCAGUUCGGCGUGCCGGUGAUUGCGGAUGGCGGCAUUCAAUCGAUUGGGCACAUUGUGAAGGCCUUGGCUUUGGGCGCCAGCGCCGUGAUGAUGGGCUCCCUGCUGGCGGGCACCUCGGAGGCGCCCGGUGAGUACUUCUUUUCAGAUGGCGUGCGCUUGAAGAAAUAUCGCGGCAUGGGCUCCCUGGAGGCAAUGGAGCGCGGCGAUGCCAAAGGAGCGGCCAUGUCCCGUUACUAUCACAACGAAAUGGACAAAAUGAAGGUGGCCCAAGGCGUCAGCGGCAGCAUCGUCGACAAGGGCUCCGUGCUACGCUAUCUGCCCUACUUGGAGUGCGGCCUGCAGCACAGCUGCCAGGACAUUGGCGCCAUUUCCGUUAGCAAGCUGCGUGAGAUGAUCUACAAUGGGCAGCUGCGCUUCAUGAAGCGCACCCAUUCGGCCCAGCUGGAGGGCAAUGUGCACGGCCUUUUCAGCUAUGAAAAGCGUCUCUUCUAACAUACAAACAGUGCUGCAGCGCCGCCCGCUGUUGCCAGUCAGUAUCAACAGCAGCUGCAGCACGCCUCAGCAACAGCAACACAUAAACAACACCAACAACAACAGCAGCAGCAGCAGCAGCAGCAACAGCAACGUCUCCUUUACCGCGCAGCAGACGACUUCGGGCGAGUCCUGAGCAGCGAGCGAGGAGCUGGUUUAAAGCGUCAUAUGCCCCACGAUGGCAGUUGCCAACCUUUUCCACGAUUUACUUAAUUGUUAAGCUACUUAAAGAGACAGAGAAAGAGAGAGGGAGAGCGAGCGAGAGCGCGAGAGAUGGAUGCAGGUACAAAAAUCGUACGGAUUAAACAAAUUUCGAAUAUUGGCAAAUCUGCAAACUUUUUGCAAUAAUUGACCAUAACCCAAUAUGUAGUACAACAUAUUUAAUUUCGAUGUACUCACACAGAUAUAUAUAUAUAUACACACACAUACUAUAUCUAUAUACCAAUAUACUAAUGUUGUGU